Molecule: messenger RNA, 2436 nt
Organism: Exophiala aquamarina CBS 119918
Lineage: Eukaryota; Fungi; Ascomycota; Eurotiomycetes; Chaetothyriales; Herpotrichiellaceae
Exons: 1
Coding region: 1-2436 (811 amino acids)
Source: RefSeq, a predicted model, not a curated record
AUGAAUGGCAUGGUAGACAACGGAGGCGAGAUCGAUCUGUUCGACGAUGAAGACGAUUUCGAUAAUUUGUCCGAGUCCGCUCUUCAAGAACUUGAACACAAUGCCAUCCUAUCCCAACGGCAGAGGCUUGUCCAGGCCAAUGCUUUACCGAAGCCUGUAUUCCAUCCAAGACCUCGAUCGAACCUCGCUACCCACCUCCUAAACCCCACGGAGAACUACUUUGAAGAUGAUAGCUUUGAACUCGUCGGAGAUGAAGGAGUUGCAACCCCGGUCGAGGAAUACGAGGCCUUGCCGUCGCGACCACAAAUGCGUGAUGAAACUGCACAGCGAGAACAGUUUCGACAACAACGCUAUGGAGAGAGCCACUCGAGGCCUGCUCACAUUGCGGAUAGACUACAGACACAAAACCAAAGGGCACCAGUCCAACCCCUACCCUCCGACGGUCGUUAUCAUGGUGUGCCCACGAUUCCAGAUCAAAUGGUCCUGGAUGGGCCAUCUCAGCGCGUGAACAUGCCUCAAGUUUGUGGAUCUACACCGUUUCCACCUCGCCUCGAAGAUGUGCUGAGAGAACGGGAACAACUUGCGAAAGAUCUACGAGCCGCUAAUGAUGCGGUCUCAAUGCAAAAGGGCGAAAUAUCGAUCAUUCGUGCCAACGCUGAGAAGGAGAAUAAGAUCUUCGACCGCCAGAUAACUUCCCUUAAGAAGUCCAUCGAGGAGGAAGCCACCAAGCACAAAGCUGCAAUGGAUGCCAUCAGCGAAAAAAACAGACAACUAACCACUCGUUAUCAGUUUCUGCAGCAAGAGCAUAAUCAGGAAGUCCAAAAUAUCAAGGCUCUGAAACAGCGCCUGAAAGGUCGCCCUGAAGCAGAGCAGCAAUCCAAUAUCAAUUCAACUCCGAAGCGAGGUAUGGCAGGUUUCUUGAGGGAUGGAUUCGACGACGACGACGUCAUGCUUUUGUCACCUUCAAAAUCUGCUCGAAGAUCCAAGCCAAGUACUCCAGCAGCCGCGAACAAGAGAAAAAGGAAGGCCGGUGGUACGAGUCCAGUCAAAGCACUUCCUUUGAGAUUAUCCGGGGCUGCACCUCCUGAGAUCUCACCCUUACGGCCAUCAGUUGCUCAGCCAGACAUUCGACCAGCAAUAGUCAUACGGAAGGACCCUGAAGCAGAGAGAGACUUGCGAUUCUUACAAAGCAUACUUGAUUAUCGCGUCAAGAUAUCUAGAGAAAUACUUCUUGAAAGCUUGAUGAAGUUUUCGCUUCCUUCGAAGCCUUCAAAGACUUUUUCAAACAUCCUUCUCGAAGGCAUCGCACAAUUGAGCGGCAAACGUGUCGCGUAUGGACUCUUGCAGAUUUUCAUUGACCUUUGGUUUCGAUCGAUCAAGGAUCAAUACUAUCUUCCCAUAUGCCUGCUACAAGAGCUUGUGAGCUAUAUCUUGGAUGUGGAGAUGUUUGUGUUAGAUAAAGAGAUUAUCACCAAUUUGGUACCCUUGUUACAAGCCUCGAUAUCGCUCAACGCCGAAAAACGCUUCAAGCAUUCUCCUGUCAGUCAAUCUUCGUUUGGAAAGUUCCGUGCCACACCGCAAUCCGUCUUGAUCCACGAAGUCAACGGAACUGCCUGUCUUGAUUUGCUGCUCACAGUAGCAUAUACCAUCUCUGACGAACCUGAGCUGAUUGACCACUUCUGGCGCUUGAUGGAUCCGGAAUUUGUCCUCAUGAUGCUUAACGCAUGGCAGCCUAUAUCAGAUAUUACACUUAAUCUUCGCCUUCUGGCGACUUCUAUCUUCCCCAACACCUUCGGCAGCAUUGCCAGCACGCCCGAAGAGCAAGAAAAGAUCGAACACUGGAUUGUCAAUCGCGUCUGCUGGCUAUUAUGGGAAACACCCAAAGUCGAUGAAGGUCUGCCACCUUACACACCAAACCAACUCUGUCAACUCCGUCUCGAAGUUGUGGAUUUAUUGACUGAAAUUGCCAUCACCUCAUCACCUUACCCACACGAUGAAGCCAAUCACCACGGAAGCCUGCUCAUCGCCUCAGACACGCACGCCAUCGCGCGCAUCGUACGCUCCCUCUACGACGAAGUCGCAGCAAUGUACCUCCUCACCCCGACCCACGCACUGCACGCAGAAAUUGUCAAUCGGGGAAUUCGUGUAUUUCACCACGUGCUCACCAUGCACAGCGCGAACAUCGACUUGCAGGAGAAGCUCUCACUCAUCAAUGGAGGCGUGCAUAAACACCGCGUGGUUCUGACACGCCUGGCGUUCAGCCAGGGCUUCUAUGUCGAUAGACUGAUCACCGACGACACGGUCGCGAUGGCAACGAGCUUGCUGGAGGAGAGUGUCACGCCAUAUGAGGCAGACGAGCUCAUCGAGGCCUUCCCCGGAUUUAAGGGGAGAAGCAGUCAGAUUCACACUGAGCCCAUGGAAUUCGAGGAUAUUUGA